Anolis sagrei ordinatus is the source of this 1925-nucleotide messenger RNA. It is a transcript of the gene PIN1, whose product is annotated as peptidylprolyl cis/trans isomerase, NIMA-interacting 1. Gene Ontology annotation, cellular component: nucleus; cytosol. NCBI's taxonomy places the organism in Eukaryota, Metazoa, Chordata, Lepidosauria, Squamata, Anolidae. The record is from RefSeq and is a predicted model, not a curated record. Gene Ontology annotation, molecular function: peptidyl-prolyl cis-trans isomerase activity; protein binding.
GAGAAGUGGGCGUGGCCGCCUCUGCGCUUGGUGCUGUGAGGAGGGAAGAUGGCGGAGGAGGAGAAGCUCCCCGCGGGCUGGGAGAAGCGCAUGAGCCGCAGCUCCGGCCGUGUGUAUUAUUUCAAUCACAUUACAAAUGCCAGCCAAUGGGAGCGCCCCACUGGGAACAGCAAGAAUGGGCAAGGGGAACCUACGAAAGUGCGAUGCUCACACCUCUUGGUGAAACAUAACCAAUCUAGGAGGCCCUCAUCAUGGAGGGAGGAUAAGAUCACCCGGAGCAAGGAGGAGGCCCUGGAGCUAAUUAAUGGCUACAUCCAGAAGAUUAAAUCCGGGGAAGAAGACUUUGAAACCUUAGCAUCGCAGUUCAGUGACUGCAGCUCGGCCAAGGCAGGGGGAGACCUGGGCACUUUUGGAAGGGGUCAAAUGCAGAAACCUUUUGAAGAUGCCUCCUUUGCGCUGAGGACUGGCGAGAUGAGCGGACCAGUAUUCACAGAUUCAGGGAUCCAUAUCAUCCUGCGUACAGAGUGAAAGUGCCUUGGUGCGAAGCGCUGGGAAAGGAAAGGGUGGCGGGAAAAAAGGGACAAGAGAACCUUUAUCCCAUCCCUUUGAGCGCUCUCUGUCCCUGAACAAACUCCAUAUCUAGCAUUUUAAUUUUUAUUCUGUAUUAAAGAAAAACCUUGUUUCAUAUCUCAAUUCCUUCUUUGGCGCCCUGAUGUAAUGUUUUCCCCACCCACCCCGUUCUAUAGAGAUGCAUGGUUAGGCGAGGCUGAAAACAAUAAAAAAUGGAGAGACUAGUGUCUUUCUGGGGCACAGAGAGGAGGAUGUUUUAAAGAAAAAUAAAUUCAGAGCUGCAUGAGUUUGAUGCUGAUGAAUCCUCCAGUUUAAAGGAUGUAUCUGUGCUUUCAGGAUAAUUCGUCAAUGCUUUAGCUUCCCAUCCAACAUAUAGUAGAGUUAUUUAUUGCAGGGUGCCACUGACUGUGGCAAAAUUUAGCUCUUAGUGUUUUAGAUUGAAUCAGCAUCUUCUCAACUAGCGUCAGUCCUUAUUUAGGUUUAAAAGUACUAUGUUCCCUUUUCGCCCCACCCUAAAAUUCAGUGGUGUUCAGUUUUCUGAUUGGCCAGUUACUGAAAAAUUGUUCUUAGUACAUAUUAUAACAAGAACAAUUUUCUACAAGAUAGCCUUCCUGCGAAGUAGCAACCUCAUUUGCAUAGUGUCCUACUGAUGUUCAGAUGGACUCCACUGGGCUUUCUUGUUUUUUUUCCAUAGUGGAGGAAUUUCCAUGAAACUGAAGGGAUGAGUGCCCUUUCUACUAUAUUGUUUUCUUACCCACCAGCCCACCAAUAGAAGCAAAUAUGGAAGACCUGCCUGUUCAGAACUUCAAUUUGGGCAUUUUAUCAUUCCCUAGAUUCUGGAUUCAGACACUUGAUUUUUAACUUGCAUAUGUGUUCUCUGCCAGAAUCCCUUCACGUUGACUUAAAACUUGAAGAUGCCUUUUUUAGGACCAGGAAAGACAUUACUCUUCUCAUACAGCUCUCCCUCACUGCUCUUACAAUUUAAAUCCUUGAUAGAUUGCAUUAGGAUAGACUGUAUGUUAACCAUUCCCAUAAUCGGUUCUUGCUGAUAAAAUGCCAUCUUAUGGGAAGGCUGGUAGUUGUAGGUUUCAAUGGGUUUGUUUGGUAUUCUUUUAGUAUCUUAUUCUUUUCCUUAAGUGGCAGGUCACAAUCAGUUUGUGUUUUAAGAAAACACUGUAAAGUCAAUUUUUCAGUUGUGGUGCACUGCUUUCUGUUUAGUAAAAUAAGAUUCCUACAAAUUUCCUUGCUUUUGGUCUGAUUCAAGCAAGCUUUGUGUAUAUAUUUGUAUAGAGAGAGCGUUCCCUUUCUCUUAUGCAAGAAAAAUAAAAUUAAAAGAACUCGCCAAUUAAAUAUCA